Messenger RNA from Carassius auratus (goldfish), 2429 nucleotides. RefSeq names its product par-6 family cell polarity regulator gamma a (gene pard6ga). NCBI's taxonomy places the organism in Eukaryota, Metazoa, Chordata, Actinopteri, Cypriniformes, Cyprinidae. Gene Ontology annotation, cellular component: nucleus; cell cortex; apical plasma membrane. The coding region runs from base 161 to 1402 and encodes 413 amino acids. Gene Ontology annotation, biological process: centrosome cycle; regulation of cellular localization; establishment or maintenance of cell polarity. Gene Ontology annotation, molecular function: protein binding. The transcript has 3 exons. The record is from RefSeq and is a predicted model, not a curated record.
GGCAGUGUCGUAGUUUCCGUGUUGUCCCGUCUUUUGACAAGCCAAUCCUCCUGUUUUUCCGCGUUUUCAGUGGUGUGAACACGUAACGCUAUUUUGUCAUGAGCCAAACAAAACCCGAGUGGUCGUCGGUUAGUGGCUCGUUGACCGCUCACCGGACAACAUGAACCGGGCGCUUAGAAAGUCUCAGUCUCUGCGGUGCUGCUCGGUCCUCGAGGUGAAAAGUAAAUAUGGUGCAGAAUUCCGGAGGUUUUCCCUGGACCGCUGUGAGCCUGGCAGGUAUAAAGACUUCCACAGGCUCAUUGUGCGUUUACAUCACUUAUGGCAAAUGGAUGUCCUUAUCGGAUAUGCGGAUGUCCAAGGAGAGCUGCUGCCCAUCAAUAAUGAUGACAACUUUUGCAAGGCUGUGACCUCCACACAAUCUUUACUGCGUAUCUUCAUUCAGCUUCAAGAGGAGGCUGACCAGUUUAUCACAGCUGCUGAAGAUACAACAAAACGAAAGAAAUCUGUCAGCCAGAGAAAAACACCAUUCCAGAUCAGCAUGCCACUGAACUUCCGCCCUGUUUCGUCUAUCAUUGACGUGGACAUCAUACCAGAAUGCCACCGAAGGGUGCGUCUGUAUCGCCAGGGCUCGGACAGACCUCUGGGGUUUUACAUUCGUGAUGGUACCACUGUCAGGGUUACUCCAUACGGUUUGGAAAAGGUUCCGGGCAUCUUUAUCUCCCGCAUAGUUCCCGGAGGACUGGCGGCUUGCACGGGACUGCUGGCUAUUAAUGACCAGGUCCUGGAAGUGAAUGGUAUUGAUGUUACGCAGAAGUCUUUGGAUCAGGUAACUGACAUGAUGAUCGCAAACAGCCACAACCUCAUCAUCACAGUGAAACCUGCAAACCAGCAUAACAACAUAAGGCAAAAAAGCUGCAGUUCCUCAAGCUCGGGACACUAUUUUGAGAGCACGCACUCCGUAAGCUAUCCAGGGCUACCUUUGUUAAUGAAAGCUUAUGGUUUAGGUAAUGGCUCUGAAAGCGAAGAGGAUGCAGAUGUGUUUGUGGAGAGCCCCAUCAAACACCUGUCCCGACAUCCGGGUUCUUCAGCGUCCUCUCAUUCUUCUCAGCCAUAUGUUAAUACUUGCUACAGGCCCAAUGUUUCUGCCAGACGGGCCAACUCGCUCAUUUCGGCUGCAGCCUAUCACUCUCAGCCUUGUCUUGCUCAUACACCUCACACUGACCACAGCGUCCCUCAUCACGGGCAUCGGACCUCCCAACAGCAUUUCGGCUGUAAUCCAGCCAUCAGACAGGAAAGCUCCAGUACCCAUGACAUUCUAAACACGUGGCACGUAGAUCUGAGUCGCCAUUUACUGUUGCCCCAGGGGGCAAUGGAGGAAGAUGGAAUUGUUGUUAUUUUGUAAAAGAUAAACCGAAAAUGCACCACCCAACUCUGAACUAUAAUUUAUAAAUUACUCGAUAAUAUAAUUACUUGCAUGUCAGGUUUUUACUGAUAAUUUUAUGAUUACUGUGGAUACUGCAUGUGAAGAAAUUUUUUUUUUGUUAUCCAUCAUAGAAAUACUUUCUGAAAAGCCUUAGAUCAUUAAUCCAAAAUACAAAUUCUGUCAACAUUCAAUCACCCUCAUAUGACCCCCAAAUCUGUAUGUUUGUUUUAUUUGGAACAAAAAUGAAGACAUUUUGAAAAAUGUUAUUAAUCAAACCUUUGGUAUCAAUGGUGACUGUUGACUGUAAUUGUAUGGUAAAAGUCUGAAGUUUGGAAUUACACGAGGCUGAAUAAUUAAGGCAAUUUUUUAACUUUUGGGUGAGCUAUGCAUUUAAUAAAAUUAAUUGGAAAAUACAACACUUUUACAUUUAAUUAAAUGCACUUCUACUCAAAUACUUUGUGUAUAACAAAUAUAACUGAAAACCCCAAUAAAUUUAGGUUAAUAUAUAUGUGUUAAACUAACAUUGUUGAAUCUCUUUCAGUUAAUUAGCACAUGAAUCAGUGAUUCAUGAAUUGGUGCUUAGUGUUGUUUUCUACCAGAUCUGUCUCAUAUGUUUUCUUACAAAAAAGUAAUUAUAUUAGAAAAUUCCUAUUACACACAACACAUUUCUAUCAUUUAUUAUGUAGUCCAGCACAGUUUGCUUAAUCAAACAUCUAUUUUGACCAAUUAAAGUUGACUGCACAAAAUGAAAUGAAGUCUGUUCAAGAAUUGUGUUGUAUUAGCUCAAUCAAGGAAAUUUUCUGAAUGCAUUUCAAAAUUUGCAUUACAGCAUGAUUGCACUUGUAAUUUGUGUGUAAUUGCAUUCUUAUCCAAACAUAAAAUUAGUAUAAUUAAGUAUUUUUUAAUACAGAUGCUUGUUGUAAUUUAUUGGAUUUCUUUGCUCUUUGUUCUUAAAGGAACACUCCGCGUAUUGAAAAUAGGGUCAUUUUCCAAUUCCCCUGUUAAA